Triticum aestivum (bread wheat) is the source of this 2049-nucleotide messenger RNA. RefSeq lists its product as uncharacterized. The coding region runs from base 1257 to 2039 and encodes 260 amino acids. Lineage: Eukaryota; Viridiplantae; Streptophyta; Magnoliopsida; Poales; Poaceae. The record is from RefSeq and is a predicted model, not a curated record. The transcript is spliced from 7 exons.
CAGCACCAUAAUGUCGGAUGAGGCAAGCUGUGCGGCGGACACGGAGGAUGACAAACAUUAGCAAAGAGUCUGCACACAGUGCUGAACGACCAUUGCUGCAAUCACCCACAUCACGGCUAUCUGUCAAGCACGUCGUGGAGGUCAUGUAGAGUUUCGAUGAGUACAAGUGAUAUCUUGUUAAGAGCAUUGGGUUUGGCGGAAUGCUUGAUCUCCAACUGCAUCAGAAAUUAAAUCUCAAAUUCAGUGCAUGGACAAUGAGCAAAGUUAGCACCCACUGACGGGCCAUUGUACUGGCUGAGAACAAAAUACUGAAGUUUUGGCCAGAAGAUGUUCACAAAAUUUUUGGUAUCCCAUGUGGGUACCGGAAUAUCAAGGGUCGUGAUGGCCACAUCAAACCAGAAGCCAUCAAGUUUAUAAAGACUACUUUGGGGAUGGACAAAAAAGGAGUUCACAGUCUGGGUGCAGCUGAAGAUUUCCUUAAGAGGGAUAUUUCUGAAUCAUCAAGCAAGCUCGAGAAGGAUUGCUUCCAAAUUGCCUUCGUUAUUUUUGUCAUGGGUCACGUCCUUGCGCCCAGCACCAAGCAUGAUUAUGGUAGUAUUGAUUUUUAGGGAGCGUUGGUGGACACUGAAAACAUAGGCCAAUUCAAUUGGUGCGAGUACAUGGUUCAAUGCAUGCUUGCUAGUGUUAGGAGGCUCAAGACUGAUAUUAGGUCCGGCAACAUGGCAACCAACCUAGUAGGAUGCCACCUCUUCCUGUAGAUUUUCUUGCUGGACAACCACAAUCUCUUCAUGAUGACUAAGCCGCACUCGGUGCUUCCUAGGGCCAGUGUGUUUGAUCAAGACUCAUUCCGUAAAAUGAUAAUCCAUGCUACUGAUGUUGGGAAGUCUACCUCAUCUUACGCGAGUGCUCCGAUACAAUACUACUCCCUUGUGUGCUAUGCUCGUUCCAAGCAUGGUGAGGUGGAGAAGUCAGACUCUAGGCACACCGCAAAGUCGCCACAGCGGCCAGCUACGUCCUGUGCUGGUAGCUCUGCCAAGUCCAGUCGCAAAGACCUACCCAGCCCAUCUCAUGCACCCCAUUUGAUUCACGAGAUGAUGCCGACCACAAUACGCAUGCUUGGACCUUAUGAUUUCUUGAAUCACCUAAACAGGCAGUACCCUCACCUGGCUAGUGAUGAGAUGACAGUCCUACUGUAGGAGUUAAAUGCUCGUUCUCUAUCACACAUUACAACUACGCGCAGGCAAAUCCAGCUUGAGAUGAUGAGGUUCGCUGACAAGCUGUACAGUGCAAGGACUCGCAUAUGCACUUGCUGUACAACACGUGCACAUGCAGUCCCCCCCCCCAGAGCUACGUCUGCUACAAAAGAUGGUGGUGUUACUACUCCAGCAACAACUCCUUUUGUGGGCUGCCGCCUGGAGUUAUCGCCAUGUGAAGGGAUUACUUCCACAAGCAAGCGAGCAAAAACUGUGCGUAUCCAUCAAUGCCCAUCUGAACCGAGGAUGGAGUCCGCACUCAGGCACGUCCCGCGAACUCUCAAUUUGUUUGCAAAGCAGAACCUAAAUGGAAUUAGUGAACUAUAUAUCGACCUCCCGAACGAUGCUACAACUGCCAUUUUCGGCCAGAGGAGCAAUGAUCUUCCCGGAUGCAAGUAUGUGUCUCGUCCUGGAUUCCAGACAAACCCCUGGUGUAGAGGAGUUGUCACGUGCCCUCCACAACCUGGUGUAGCUCACCUAAUUCAACAACACUUGUUGAACGCUGAUGGAACCGAGCUAGCAGGGAACUUUAUUGUUCACGAGGAACCAAGAUUUAUCAAGAUCACCGUCUUUGUCAUACCCGAUCAGCUCGCUGGCAACAACAUAAUUGGUCAUGAAUUGAUGUCAAUUCUUUUUCGGCGGUUUGCUCAGAUCGAUUGUGAUGCCGAAACCGAGAACCCAUUCUUAAGAUGGACGCACCCACUUGAGCCUGAACUCUCAGUAAGAUAUUGUAUUCAUCGCCAAUGUCACAUUCCGAUGUUCCUCGAAAUGUUGAACUACGUUUAACAUUUUUCAC